Messenger RNA from Spinacia oleracea (spinach), 3557 nucleotides. RefSeq names its product SCY1-like protein 2 A. NCBI's taxonomy places the organism in Eukaryota, Viridiplantae, Streptophyta, Magnoliopsida, Caryophyllales, Amaranthaceae. The transcript is spliced from 14 exons. The coding region runs from base 246 to 3017 and encodes 923 amino acids. The record is from RefSeq and is a predicted model, not a curated record. Gene Ontology annotation, biological process: protein phosphorylation. Gene Ontology annotation, molecular function: ATP binding; protein kinase activity.
UGGACAAAGAGAUGCCACCAAUGUUCCAACAUCAAACAGUUAAACACCAACACAACCAAAACACCCUUUCAUCCUCCAUUUAAAUUCAACCGCCACCAACCACCGCUUCCGCCACCGUCCACUACCACCACCACGGAGGAUCAAAGAAGUCAAUCGUCCUAUCAAAUCGAUCAAAUUGAUCGAAUCAUCGAAUCAUAUCGAUCCAAUUGUAGAAUUCCGAAUUCUCUCUCCUCCUCUCUCCAACAAUGGCGUUAAACAUGAAAACCCUAACCCAAGCAUUAGCCAGAACAGCAGCAGUGAUCGAGAAAACAGUCUCAACAACCGUACAAGAAGUUACCGGCCCCAAACCCUUGCAAGACUACGAACUAGUUGAUCAGAUUGGAUCAGCCGGCCCAGCUCUCGCGUGGAAAUUGUACUCCGCCAAACCGCGUGGAUCGUCUACUGGUAGUCAAUAUUCCGCGGUUUGUGUCUGGUUGCUCGAUAAGCGGGCCCUCACCGAGGGUCGAACUCGGGCCGGGUUGUCGAAGGCGGCGGAGGAUUCGUUUUUAGAUGUUUUGCGAAAUGAUGCCGGUCGAUUGGUUAGAAUCCGGCAUCCUGGUGUUGUUCAUGUGGUUCAGGGGUUGGAUGAGACUAAGAAUGCAAUGGCGUUUGUUACUGAGCCGAUGUUUGCUUCUGUGGCUAAUGUUCUUGGGGAUUUGCAUAAUAUUGAGAGUGUUCCAAAAGAGCUCAAGAGUGCUAUGGAGAUGGGAUUGCUGGAAGUCAAACAUGGGUUGCUUCAGGUUGCCGAAUCUUUAGAGUUCCUUCAUAAUAAUGCUCGUCUUGUUCAUAGAGCGAUUUCUCCCGAGAGCAUCUUAAUUACUGCUAGUGGAGCCUGGAAGCUUGGUGGUUUUGGUUUUGCAGUUUCCACUGAUCAGGCAUCAGGUGGUUCAUCAAGUACGCAGGCCUUCCACUAUGCUGAAUAUGAUGUGGAGGAUUCCAUUCUUCCGCUACAACCAUCUCUUAAUUAUACUGCCCCUGAGUUGGUUCGCAGUAAAGAGUCUUCAGGUGGACGCUUGUCAGAUAUUUUCAGUUUUGGAUGCCUUGCCUAUCACUUGAUUGCUCGUAAGCCUUUAUUGGACUGCCACAACAAUGUCAAGAUGUACAUAAAUACGCUGAACUAUUUAUCUAGUGAGGCAUUCUCAUCCAUCCCGCCAGAGUUGGUUCCAGACCUACAAAGGAUGCUUUCAUCUAAUGAGUCUUUGAGGCCUUCAGCUAUGGAUUUUACAGGUUCAUCUUUCUUCCGAAAUGAUACAAGAUUGCGGGCGCUUCGCUUCUUGGACCACAUGCUUGAAAGAGAUAACAUGCAGAAGACUGAGUUUUUAAAAGCAUUGUCGGAUAUGUGGAAGGAUUUUGACUCAAGAGUGUUGCGGUAUAAGGUCCUACCACCUCUUUGCGCUGAACUUCGAAAUGUGGUAAUGCAACCAAUGAUAUUGCCAAUGGUCCUCACAAUAGCAGAAUCCCAGGACAAACAAGAAUUUGAGCUGUCUACCUUGCCAGCUCUUGUUCCUGUCUUCAGUUCUGCUUCUGGCGAAACACUGUUACUGCUUGUGAAGCAUGCUGAGCUAAUUAUAACCAAGAGUAGUCAUGAAGACCUAGUCUCACGUGUGCUUCCCAUGCUUGUUCGUGGUUAUGAUGACACUGAUCCUCGCAUACAAGAGGAAGUUCUGAAAAGAACACUCUCUCUUACAAAGCUUCUGGAUCCUCAGUUGGUGAAACAAGCAAUAGUUACUCGUGUACAUGGCCUGGCUCUCAAGACCACUGUCGCUGCAGUGAGAGUAAAUGCAUUGCUGUGCUUAGGGGAGUUGAUUCACACACUUGAUAAAAGUUCUAUCCUAGAAAUAUUGCAAACGAUUCAACGGUGCACAGCUGUUGACCGUUCACAGCCAACUCUUAUGUGUACUCUUUCGGUCGCUAACUCUAUCUUAAAGCAGUAUGGAACAGAGUUUGUGGCGGAACAUGUUCUCCCUCUUCUCACUCCUCUUCUAAUCGCUCAGCAAUUAAAUGUCCAACAGUUUGCAAAGUAUAUGGCCUUUGUUAAGGACAUUUUAAGGAAAAUAGAGGAGAAAAGAGGAGUAUCUGUCACCGAAUCUGGCAUACACGAGGUCAAAUCAUCUCCUGCACUUGGAUCUAUGAUGAAACAACCUACUGAAAUGAAUGGAACACACUCAGUUUCAGCUGUAAAGAAGAGUCAUUCAUGGGACGAAGACUGGCCUGUGACAAAGAAAUCAGACACAACCAACCAAUCUUAUUCAGCAAAUGUAUCAUCUUCAACAAAGCCUGUUGAUGAGAAUCGUUUGACAAAUGGUGUAUCCGUGCAUUCCAAUUCAUCGGUAUUACCUUCUAUCUCUGAUUCACAAAUGAUGAAUUCUUGCCCGUCAAUCGAUAUUGAAUGGCCACCUCGAACAUCUGGUGUAACUUCUCAAACAAGUAAUUAUGAGACACCAAAUCAGAGCGCAUCUACUGCAUCUACUGCAAGUGUUGAUGAAAUUGAUCCUUUUGCUGACUGGCCCCCUCGACCUAAUACUGGUUCUGGAAAUUUAAACAAUGGGAUUUCAGGACUAUCCACUAACAAGCUUGUGUCUGGUUCUAGUUCUAGCACAGGUUCAUCAAACAGUGCAUAUUUCCAGAACAACAAUUUAUCAAACAGUGCAUAUUUCCAGACACCAAGUUUUGCUGAGCCAUCAAAACAAUAUCAGGGAGGUUCAGGGUUGAACAACCUGGGUUUUGGUAAUGGGCAAACUUUAGGUGGUCUAAAACAAAACCAAGGCAGUUAUAGUUCAGGGAAUUCGAAAGAUCUCGGUUCCAUUUUCUCAUCUGCCAAAAAUGACCAAACUGCCCUUAGACUGGCUCCACCACCCUCGACUGCUGUUGGUAGAGGAAGGGGACGAGGCAGAGGUGCUCAAGGUCAUCCCGGUGCUACAUCAGGUGCGCGUAAGGCAUCAACUUCUGAGCAGCCACCACUUAUGGAUUUGCUAUAAGAACAAGCAAGUACCCAUGAUGCAUAAUUGCAUAUGUAAUGAACUGGGUAAAUGUCAAAGAUAACAAGUUUGAGGAUCAGUGAUGCAUUGAUGCAUAUGUAAUGAAACUGGGUAAAAGUCAAAGGAUAACAAGUUUGAGGAUCAGUGAUGCCGAUAGGUACGUACAAAUGCCACGGAAAUCAAGUAAAGUUGCUAAUUCUUCGGCGAAAAAUUCCAGCCAUUGGAUGAUAAUAAACUUGUCACUUCCAUUGUAUCAGCUGUUGAAUUUUGUAUUUGAAAAUAUUACCUACAGUAUUCAUUUUCUGCCAUUUGGUAAAUUUUUUCCUUUAGAUUUUUUGGAUGGCCAGCCUUGUAAUAUAAUGACGUUGAGCUGCAUCCUGAAAUGAAAAAAAACUACAUAGGGAGAGUCCGUGAGCGAUUUUUUUUUUUCUUUUUUUUUUUCGGGGUUGGUUACAACUCUUAGAAGAGUGUUAAAUAGCCUUGUACUGCGUAAUAAACAAAUUAAGAUUGUUAAUUGUACUCUCAUUUUCUUUUUUUCUA